This is a messenger RNA of Pocillopora damicornis (cauliflower coral), 4767 nucleotides long. RefSeq lists its product as uncharacterized. Gene Ontology annotation, molecular function: zinc ion binding; protein binding. NCBI's taxonomy places the organism in Eukaryota, Metazoa, Cnidaria, Anthozoa, Scleractinia, Pocilloporidae. The record is from RefSeq and is a predicted model, not a curated record.
UGUCGUCACUUUUGUUUUGGUCGAAGGAAGUUGCUGAACAGGCGGAUUUCUAGAAUUGCACAGUAAACGAAAGGGUUUUUACCCGUAAUAUUUUCGUUCGAAGGCUCAUUUAUUUCUUGGAAACGCCUCGAGUUAUUCAAAUGACCGACAGGGUCAAAGUAAAGGCCAGAUUCAAUGGCAUUGCUCGGCGAUUCGAGAUCAGUUCUCCCACAUCCUGGGAGGAAUUAACGUUUCAAAUAAAAGAACUGUUUGAUGUGCAAGAUUUCACGUUGAAGUAUAUUGACGACGAAAACGAAUUGGUCACGAUUGGAACACAUGUGGAACUUGAAGAAGCACUAAAGGUCACUCAAAAAACAGGUUUAUUUAGACUAGUAGUGGAGAGUCCCUCUGAUCCACAAACAUCUGUGCCAGGAAUUGAAAGUCUUAAAGAUUUACUGGUAGAAAGUGAGGAAGACACACCUGUGCUUCAAGCCCAGAAACGUAAGUUAAUCUUCAACACUACCACUCCAUCAGAGCUAAGCAGUGCCUACAAGACGGCAAAAAUGGAUGAUGCAGAAUGCCAAGAAACUGUAAUCAAAGCAAACUCAAAUUUUCAAGAAGCUGAAAAAGACUCCCAAUUUGAGACAGCUGAAAAGGAACCAUUACCAACUGAGGGGAAUGAAAUAGUGAAUGGCAGAGGUGAUUCAAAAGUGGUAGAUGAAACUGUGGAAUCUGCAGGUGUACUGCAGAAUCCUUCAUCCACAGGGCCACCAACACAUGAGAGGAUAGCUGACGAGUCCACAGCUGACCAAUAUAUCCCUUUAAUUGAACUAAUGCAGCCAGUUCCGAGUAAUCCUUCUCAAGCUUCAACUUCAUCUUUUGGGAAACCCAGAAGAGCUCCAAGAAAACCUAAGGCAAAGAGCUGCUAUUUACAGUUGGCUGAGAAUAUUUCUGAUGAGUUGGCAACCAUGAAUGAGAAGCUUCACAAACGAUUGCGGAGUUCUCUAGAUGUUUUAAAGAGUGAAGAACAUGUUCCUAUGGAGGGACUUGGAGAUUUUGGAGAAGAUUCAUAUGUGUUUGUUCCACAGCAAGGUGAUAUGACUGCUGCUACUGGAACUGUGAAGGUAGAGAAUGAGAAGUUGUUGUCUUCUCCCAAUGAAUCAAAUGAAAGCCAACCAAAAGCAGAAGGAGAAGGGGAAGUUGAAAUGACUGCCAAUCCUGAUGUUUUGAACCCAUCAGCCAGUGGCAACAAAUGUAAUCAGGGCAGUGUUGAUCAAGAAAAAAUGGCAGAAGUCGUUCAACGAGUGGUGCAAGAGUCAGUGCCGCAAAUAGUGGAGGCAGCAAUGAAAAAUCUGCAGCAACUUCACCUCAGCAGUCCCUCACCAAGCUCCUCGCCCACACAAACAUGUGACAUAUUGGCCUGGGGUAAAGUUGUUCAUAAAGGUAUAGUUUGUGCUUCAUGUGGCCAAGCUGUCUGUGGAAUCCGAUACAAGUGCUGUUUCUGCAGAGAUUACGACCUGUGUGAAGUGUGUGAAGGAAAAGAAGGGAUUCACGAUCCUAAUCAUUUCUUUGCAAAGCUGCGAAACCAUGUGCCAGGAAUAGGACUGAAAAAUGGAGAAAUGGUACCAGUGUUGAAACAUUUUGUGUACAAGAUGACAGUUAAAGAAGGGUACAAAAAGGAGAAGAAAGAAGAGAGAAGGAAGGAAAAAGAUGAAAAGAAGGAAAGGAAGAAGGAGAAACUGAUCAUUAAGGAAAGAGAAAAAGAGAAGAGAGAUGUUAAAAGAAAGAUAAAGAAGGAAUGGAGGCAAAUACGAGAGAGUGAUGCUGACACUUCUAUGGGAAAUUGCCUUAAUGCAGAGUUCAUAGCCGAUGCCAGCAUACCUGACGGUACAGUUAUAAAGGCAGGACAUAAGUUUCUGAAACGUUGGGUUGUGAAGAACAAAGGUCGAAAGUGGAAUGCUAAGACAGUGCUUCAGUGUCUAGAGGGUAACAUCCUAGUUGCUACAGAAGAAAACAAAGUUGAGGUACCGUCCUUGAAACUAGAUGAAGAAGGUGAACUUAUGGUGCCGUUCAUUGCUCCAUUAGCACCUGGGCGUUAUGAAAGUAAAUGGCAGCUGUGUCAUCACAGUAUCCCAUUUGGCCCUCUGUUCUGGUGUCAGAUUGUUGUUGAAGAGGAGAAAGUUGAAAGUGAGAUGCUGCUUAAUCAGGACAGCCCAACAGAGACAGAAGCCCCUAAGUACCCCAGUUAUGACAGCACCACCCUGAUUAACAGUGCAUUCCCUGAACGCGACACCUCCCCUGUCAGGAAGCUUGUGGAGGACUUAGUUCUUCAGGAACCAAUGGCCGAGGAACCGGACGAAGCAUCGGGAUCAGACGUAUACCUUAGUUCUACCGAGGACACAGCAGAAUUCGAGAAGAUUAGGCUGCCGUUAGAAUCUGUGACCGUGUCCUGCCAAACUGCUCAGGUCUCCGAGCUGGAGUGGGAUGCAGCUGGGUGUGGCUUGGAAGCAGAGUCCUUUGACAGAGCUGAGAUAGAGGAGCUCGUGGCUUGUGCUGUGGAAGAUGCAACAAGUGACGUCGAAAGCAUCGCCACUGAUAUGUCCGACGAGUUCAUGGUGGUACCCGUCCCUCCUUGCUUUGACCCAAACGCCCCCCUGACUGCAGAUCCCUCCCCCGUAACUGUUAGUGUCACAGAAUAUAAGCAAAUGACCGAGAGUCAACAAAGAGCAUUUUCAUUUACCCUCAGCGAUCAGCCCCCUCUUAAAACCGAGCUUGAUAGAGUUCCUGGUACUACUUUUUUCAUCGAUCAAAGGAGUGUGAGCAGUGACGACACUAGUAUGGAGACAAUUUCCAGGACCACUGUCGAUGAGGAUGACAAAGUGUUUGAACCGUUAAAUGACUCAAUCCCACAUCUUCCUGAUCCACCUGUGUCAGAACCACGGUUGGAGGGUCCUAUAGCACCGGAGGAACCUCCAAGAGACUUGAACUACGAACCCACUCAACCCGAAAUGCCCAUCAUAACUGAGCCUGUAAACGUCCCUGCUCCUGAACCAGCGGCACGCGAUGAGGACGAAAGUGAUGUUAAUGAAGAUGACAACGGUGAUAAUGAUGAUGAGAGGACGGAGGCUCCUGCAGUACCAGAUGUCACCUCGCAGCCAAUAGCAGCACAACCUGUCUCCAGCAGUGAUGAACCCGCUCCUGUUGCCUUGCAGCCAGAACCAUCCUCUCCUGUCGUGAUGGUCCCUACUACUGUUCCCGUUAGUGAAGUCAUGGUUGUGAAGCGAGUCCGUCAGAACAGUGCUAGUAGUGAUUUUGCUUCCAGUGUGGUGUCCGAUGUAUUGUCCACGGCGAUAGAUGCCGCAGCCAGCGCAGGAAGGGCCGUUUACACUACUGUGGAGAAUUUCCUUUCUGGUGUACCAAAACCUGAGGCGACUGCAACAUACAAUCCCGCGCAAGGAUGUGAAGUGUCCGUUAAUCGGCCAUCAGAGGCGGAACCAUCUUCUAAUGAGGCUCCUGUAGUAAACGAAGUAACCUGGCCUCCUGGUCGAUCCACUUCUACCUGCCAUGAAUGUCUAAUGGAGAUGGGCUUUUGCAAUCGCAGGCUCAACGAACAGCUGCUGGAGAAACAUAACAACAAUGUAGCGAACGUUGUCAGUGAAUUGUUGUCUUUAACUGACAACGACUGGUCGACGCGAAGGCACUAAAGAAGAAAGCUGGGCGGCUAAUUUUUAUCUUCACCUUUUAUCUGUUAUCUUUGCAUAUAUUGAUGUUUUUUUUUUCUGUUGGGAGCGGAGAGUCUUAUUAUUUCCUUUAAAUUUAGCCCUUUGGACCUCGCCUUGAAGACCGAGAAGGCAAGAACAUCUACGCGUUUUGAAGCUUUGUCUUGGGUUUUGCAUCCUAAGGGAAUUAGCCAAAGUUUUCAAUCUUGGUCGAUCUUCUCUAUCCAAGGCCACCGUUGUUCCUAACAGUUUUAACGUUCCUUUUAUUGCAUUUUUCUCUCUUGCCAAAGUAGUAUUUUGUAGACUCCUCUAAGUCGCAGAUAGAUUUGCACGUUGCUAAAAUAGCUCCUAAAUACUGAUAUAGCUCCUGCAAACUUCGAAAAACGCUAUGUAAUUUGGAUGAAUUCGAAUAACUCGGAUUAACUUUUAUAAAAGGUUGCUUUGUUUAUACUUGCACUCAAGAGUCGUGGGGAAUCUUUUCAGUCUUUAGGGUUGUUGGUUUUAGGAAAAAGAACGGUCCGUGAAAAGUUAAGGUUUUGGCCCUGCAGGUAUCGCUUUUCAUUUGUUUGUCACGCAAACUUAAAAAGUCACGCAAACGUCUUUGACAGAAGCUCUCUAGCCGACCGCACUUUCGAAUGAUCAUUUUGAACAUCUUUGUUGCGGAAGGAAUCUUCAGGUUCCUUAUUUGUAUAUAGACACUGGAACGGUCUGUAAGCAGAGGUACAUUGGUUAGGAAUUUGUCGUUUGAUUCUGUUUUUUUUUUUCUAUUAAGGAUGAAUCGCUAGCCAGGUCGGCGUGUCUUAAUUGUAACGCGGAGUUCUUGGGCAAAUUUUUUUGAAAAGAUGUAGUUUCAAUUUCUUACCUGGCCACUUGUCAUCUUGAAAAUGAACACGUCUUCAUCUUCAUAUGACCAGUCCGAUAUAUUUCUAAUUUGUAUACUUGACUUUAUGGAAUAUACGUAAAUAGUUAUAUCUAUGAGGGUCACUGGAUUGACUAUAUCCAUGGUCAGUUAAGACAAGCAGUGUUAGAGUGAGCUUAGAAAUGUAAAUAAAUACUUGGCAAUCUGGGA